AUUUGAUCACAUUCGUCUGUCACUCUCUCGCAGUCACAGGUCUCGAGACUCUCAACUCUUCCAAGUUCCAAGAACUUCCAUCCAACUCCAAUAAUAAUCAUUCACAUUAUUGAUUACCACCCACAUCCCUCAUGGGUAUUUGUACUGUACUUACACCUUUUCUCACUUCAUCACUCAAAGAAUAAUACUACUACUCAAAAGUACUAAUAUCCCCAUAAAAAAAAGUCGAGAAUCUUGAUCAGGAGCUUUUCUGAUACUCUAUUAUCUCAAAAGGGUCGUUGAUUUUACCGCUGAAUAAACUGUGUUUGUAGUGAUUGUGGAGUUUGGAAUGGAUUCUAUGCGUGUUUUGCACUGCAAUUCUGUUCCUUUUUCAUCUUGUUCUGGUUCAAAUAGGAGAAGGCAAUUCAAAUUUGCUCAACAGCAGAGGAAGCUGGAGGGGCCGAAAAGCUUGCAGCUUUUGAAGUUCUUGAAGCCAUCUUUGUUGAUUUCAGGGGUCGAUAGGAACUUCGGUUUCCCCAUGGAUAAAAGGUCGUCUAGAAUUCUAUCUGGGGUCUCUUCAGUUGAAACGAGCAGGAAAGAAGAGAAGAAACAGAAGAAGACAAAGCAAUCUAGGCAAGGCCAAGAAAAAGUGCUGAUGAAAGUUUUGCUUAAUCACCAAGUUGAAUUUGGGGAGCACAUUGCACUUUUAGGGUCAGCAAAAGAACUAGGUUCAUGGAAGAAAGAAUUAAUGAUGGAUUGGACAGAAGAUGGAUGGGUUUGUGAAUUGGAAUUAAAAGGGGGUGAGCCUGUUGAGUGCAAAUUUGUAAUUGUGAGGAAGGACAAGAGUCGUGCCUGGGAGAGUGGGGAUAAUCGGGUAUUAAUGCUACCAGAAGGAGGAAGUUUCAAAACGGUUUUUCAUUGGGACAGGACAGGUGAAGCUGUGGAAUUUCUGCCAUUGGACUUGGAAAAGGAGGAGGAGGAGGGAGGUGUUGGUGCAACUGGUAAUGGUUCUGCAGUUGCUGAUGAUGUGGCUGACACAGAGAUUGUGGCAAGUCCUCUCGUUGAACAAUGGCAAGGGAAGGUUGUAUCUUUUGUACGUUCAAAGGAGCAGCUCAACAUUGAGAAGGAGCGGAAGUGGGAUAUAUCUGGUCUUGAAGGAAUUGCCCUAAAGUUGGUAGAAGGUGACAAGAAUUCAAGGAACUGGUGGAGGAAGCUUGAAGUCGUCCGUGAAAUUGUGGUUGGAAAUAUUGAGAGUGGGCAUCGCUUGGAGGCUCUUGCAUAUUCAGCUAUCUAUUUGAAGUGGAUAAACACGGGGCAAAUUCCUUGCUUUGAAGAUGGGGGUCAUCAUCGGCCUAAUAGGCAUGCUGAGAUUUCCAGGCUUAUAUUUCGUGAACUAGAGAGGAUUUCCUAUGGGAAAGACACUUCUCCUCAGGAAAUUCUUGUCAUCCGCAAGAUUCAUGCAUGUUUACCCUCUUUCAAGGCAGAAUUCACCACAUCUGUUCCUCUAACACGAAUUAGGGAUAUUGCACAUCGGAAUGAUAUCCCUCAUGAGCUCAAGCAAGAAAUCAAGCAUACAAUACAAAACAAACUUCAUCGAAAUGCUGGUCCUGAAGAUCUGGUUGCCACAGAAGUGAUGCUUGAGAAAGUUACGAAGAACCCUGGAGAGUACAAUGAAGCAUUUGUCGAACAAUUUAAGAUCUUCCAUCGUGAGCUUAAAGAUUUCUUUAAUGCUGGAAGUCUCGAAGAACAGCUGGAUGCUAUCAAGGAAUCACUGGAUGAAAAAGGUUUAUCAACUCUGUCAAACUUUAUUGAAUCAAAGAAGGGCUUGGAUAAUUUAAAUGAAACAAGUAAUGUUUCAGACAAUGAUGUGGUGGGACUGUUGGUCCAAACAAUUCAUUCUCUAAACAGCAUUCGUGAAGUGAUAGUAAAGGGUCUUAAAAGUGGUCUUCGAAAUGAUGCUCCUGAUGCUGCAAUAGCAAUGCGCCAAAAGUGGCGUCUUUCUGAAAUCGGGCUUGAAGACUAUGCUUUUGUUCUUUUAAGCAGGUAUCUCAAUGCACUUGAAAACUUGGGAGGAGCUCAUCAACUUUCAAGGAACGUGGACUCUAACAAUAUCAGCUCUUGGAAUGAUCCACUUACAGUGCUAUCUGUUGGUAUCCAUCAGCUGGGUCUUUCUGGUUGGAAGCCAGAUGAAUGUAGAGCAAUUGGAAAUGAACUCAUGGCAUGGAAAGCAAGAGGCCUUCCAGAAAGAGAAGGUGGUGAAAAUGGUAAGACUAUUUGGGCAUUGAGGCUUAAGGCAACUAUUGAUAGAUGCAGAAGAUUGGCUGAUGAAUAUUCUGAGGCUGUCCUUCAGAUAUUUCCUCAGAAAGUCCAGAUACUGGGAAAAGCAUUGGGGAUCCCUGAAAACAGCGUUAGAACGUACACAGAAGCUGAGAUUCGUGCAGGUGUAAUUUUUCAGGUUUCAAAACUUUGUACUCUUCUUUCAAAAGCUGUUAGAAGCACUCUUGGUUCAGAGGGUUGGGAUGUGGUUGUUCCUGGAGAUGCCUCUGGUGUGCUGGUGCAGGUGGACAACAUUGUCCCUGGGACACUGCCCUCAUCAGUAGAAGGGCCUGUUAUUCUUGUGGUUAACAGGGCUGAUGGAGAUGAAGAGGUGACAGCUACUGGGAGUAACAUAGCUGGGAUUGUACUUUUGCAAGAGUUGCCUCAUUUAUCUCAUCUAGGUGUAAGGGCCCGGCAAGAGAAGGUUGUAUUUGUGACGUGCGAUGAUGAUGAUAAAGUUACUGAUAUAAAAGAUAUGAAUGGAAAAUAUGUCAGGCUGGAGGCAUCAUCAGAGGGUGUCAAAUUGUCUCCAUCAUCCAAGCAAAAAACUGGUGAAUCUCCUGCUAAAUCUUCUCCUCCUUUUUCAUCCACUGUUGGAAGCACCUCAAACAGUGAUUCUUCACAGAUGAACAUGGAGUCCAGCAAGGUGCUAGCAAGUGGUGGCAUUCUGCUACUGUCUGAUGCAGAUUUACAAAAUUCUGGUGCAAAAGCUGCAACCUGUUCUCGUCUAGCUUCCUUGUCAGCAACUUCUGAGAAAGUAUACAGUGACCAAGGGGUACCAGCUGCAUUUAAAGUUCCUGCUGGAGCAGUUAUUCCUUUUGGUUCAAUGGAGCUGGCAUUAGAACAAAGCAAAUCAACUGAAACUUUCAGGUCUCUCUUGGAUCAGAUAGAAACUGCUGAAAUUCAUGGUGAACUCGACAAACUCUGCAAUGAACUACAAGAGCUGAUUGCAUCCCAGCAGCUCCCGAAAGGCAUAGUGGAAAGCUUAGGAAAAGUAUUUUCAGCCAAUGCACGAUUAUAUGUGCGCUCCAGUGCCAAUGUUGAGGACUUGGCUGGAAUGUCUGCUGCUGGACUUUAUGAGUCAAUUCCAAAUGUCGGUCUUUCAAAUCCACUCAUUUUUGGACGUGCCAUUAGCCGUGUUUGGGCCUCAUUAUACACCCGUAGAGCAGUUUUGAGCCGUAAAGCUGCUGGUGUGCCUCAGAAGCAAGCAGCGAUGGCUGUAUUGGUGCAAGAAAUGCUUUCACCAGUCUUGUCAUUUGUGCUCCACACGCUGAACCCUACAGAUCUUGAUCGUAAUUCGGUUGCAGCUGAGAUUGCUCCUGGGCUUGGGGAAACUCUAGCAUCUGGUACACGAGGCACUCCAUGGCGUUUGUCUUCUGGGAAAUUUGAUGCCCUAGUAUGCACAUUAGCAUUUGCUAACUUUAGUGAGGAAUUGGUGGUUCGUGGUGCUGGGCCAGCUGAGGGAGAAGUUUUCCAUUUAACUGUAGAUUACAGCCAAAAACCACUGACAGUUGAUGCAGUUUUUAGGCAACAGCUUGGUCAGCAGCUUGGAGCUGUUGGGUAUUUCCUGGAGCGCAAAUUUGGUUGCCCCCAGGAUGUUGAAGGAUGUUUACUGGGAACGGACAUAUACGUUGUGCAGACACGUCCUCAGCCCCAGUAAAAGCUAAACCUGUUACUUCCUGAGGGCUGUUGGAAAUAAGUUGAUACAUAACCAAGUUAUUACUCAUGAGCUGGAGAGCCAUUAACCCUCAGGUCUUUCCCAAGAGUUCAGUUGUCAUAAAGCUCCUCAGGACAUGGAAGUUUUUGGGAGAAAGGAACCAUGAAAAUGCUUCACACAGAUUGGAGCUGUUAUAUACUGAUUCUUGCAGAGGUGCAAAGCCUGUUAAAAUGGUCAUUCAUCCUGAAUAACGAAGCCAAUGGCCAGAUCCCUUCUCCAUAGUGCUAGAGAUUACCAUUCUAAAAAUUUCCCUUCCCCUGCCAAGGGAGAACCAAAAUAUAUAUAUAUAUAUAUAUAUAUUGUAGCCAUCCAGAAUAAUGGGGGAAGCUUUUGUCUUCCCUUCUAAGACGUACUUAGUUUCUCAAAUGCUGUGCAAUGUCUUUGUCCAUGAGCAGUUGUCAGUAGUGACAGCAGAGAAUCAAGCAGUGUGGCUAGAUUGCGUUUCACCUUUUACUGUCUGUUUAUCCUAAUAAUAUGUUCAAUGAGUGCGUGUACGUGCAUGGUUCCUCAAGCAUUCUUCGUUUCUUGAAAGCAGAGGGUAGAGCUUUUGAAAAGCAUCCAAGAAACCAGAUGCUACAGACUGAGAAACCAGAUAUUCUGGUUUUGAGCUCUUGGAUAGCUCACUUUUCCAUACAUUGUAAUGGCCAACCAAUGCCUUGUAAACCACCCCUAAUAGAAUUUCGAACUUUUUAAUCA
Messenger RNA from Coffea eugenioides, 4708 nucleotides. Its product is annotated as phosphoglucan, water dikinase, chloroplastic. Gene Ontology annotation, molecular function: starch binding; ATP binding; kinase activity. Lineage: Eukaryota; Viridiplantae; Streptophyta; Magnoliopsida; Gentianales; Rubiaceae. Gene Ontology annotation, biological process: phosphorylation. Bases 329 to 3955 code for a protein of 1208 amino acids. The record is from RefSeq and is a predicted model, not a curated record. The transcript has 19 exons.